Messenger RNA from Brassicogethes aeneus, 306 nucleotides. The record is from the annotation of a GenBank genome assembly. NCBI's taxonomy places the organism in Eukaryota, Metazoa, Arthropoda, Insecta, Coleoptera, Nitidulidae.
AUGUUAUUAUUUGAAUUAAAUUAUCUUAAUAAUUACCCAAGCACCCUGGCAUCUGCGUUCCCGGGAUAUCUGUCGCAGAUCUACGAGCAAUCGAACCAAUUCAAGAAUUUGUACCAAUACGCCAUGGAUUCGCAGUACGCGAACGCGAUGCAAGGUUUGUACGCCGGGUAUCCAGUAAACCAGCAGCAAAUGGUGAUGCCAUCACAGGAACAGUUAAAAUUGUACGCUGAUUGGAUGUCGACCCAAAUGCAUUUUUCCCACGCCCAAAAUGACGCAAGCCAUAUUAACAACAUGAAGAAACAGUAA